GCGUCGAGGUCAGCGACUCUCUCGCCUGCAGGAACUCCAGCCUUGCGUUUGCUUGCAGGUGGCGCGGACGUGAAGACGGAGAGCCCGUUGGACGGAACUUCCCACUGCCGAGGUGGCGACUCGGAAAGCGACGUCCAGGGCGUGGCUGCGGACGAGGCCCAGCAGCUCCUCAUCGCCGAGACCUUCUCGCUGGCAGUGCCGGCUGGCGACGCAGUCCCGGUGGAGCAGGCCUCGCGCAGGGAGGCAGGCAGGAAGGCGCGCCGCGGCUUCAAGUGUGGAGAGUGCGGCGAGUGUUUUGGUGCGGAGGCGGCAUUGAGGCGGCAUCUGGCGAGGCACGCCAAGGGCGGGCCGCACUCGUGCGGGCUGUGCGGCAAGGGGUUCACUAGUGCAAAGGAUCUUGUCCGGCACGAGAGGACCCACACCGGGGAGAAGCCCUACCAGUGUGAAGAGUGCGGAAAGAAGUUCUCUCGGUCAAGUCACCUUCAAGUUCACAGGAGAAUCCACACCGGGGAGAAGCCUUACCAGUGUGAAGACUGCGGGAAGAAGUUCUUUCAGUCACAUCAUCUUCAAGUUCACAGAAGGAUCCACACCGGGGAAAAACCGUACCAGUGUGAAGAGUGCGACAAGAAGUUCUCUACGUCGGGUCAUCUUCAAGUUCACAGACGGAUCCACACCGGGGACAAGCCGUACCAGUGUGGCGAGUGCGGAAAGAAGUUCUCCAGAGCAGAUAAACUUCAAAGUCACAAGAAACUUCACACGGCGUAGUAGCCCAUCCAACACAAGGAGUGCGUCAAAACAAUCGCAUCCGGGUUGCCUCAAGAACGUUAAUUAUGUUCACACAACCAUUUUGGCAAACAUUACCCAACCUGAUAUUCGUGCGAUCGAGACGACCGUGUUGUCAUUUUUGUUAAGUUGUCUGUUUUUCUUGAGACCCUUCGCGCUACGCCGGCCUUACUUGUGUUCCAUCGCCGUCCUUGCUGUCUUUUGGGUAUCCUCUAUGCCUUCUUGUUUCUUACUUGAAGCGCUCUUAUUUUGUAACCUACAGGUGCUGUGCCUUAAAGUUUUGUUAUAGUUGCGCGCGAAUCGAUCCUGAAUGCCGUUUAGGCAGGGCGAAAUGCAGUUACUCGUUUUGUUUAUAAUGCGGUGCACACAGAAUCUUGAACGUCAGGUUGGCCUUUUUGAUGGUCUAUGUUUUUCUUAAAUUGUACUUCACUUAAGUUUUGUACGUAAUGCAAAUAAAGUCUCUUAUAUCGUCCUCAUUUAUCAUCUUCUGCAUAAAAGGCGUGAACAAAAGCCAAGCCUGGAAUGCACUUUAAAACUGUCAGCCACCAUGUACACUGCCAAUUGCUAAUGCCACCACUUGCAGUGAGCAGGAUACUCGAUGGUUGACACAGCAUGAACACCUCUGUUUUCUUACGUAUGAAAGCGUAUCAGAAGCGUUCCUCGCUUGUUUUUAGUUUUCGCUGCACGCUGGUGGCUGAUCGA
Molecule: messenger RNA, 1485 nt
Organism: Thrips palmi
Lineage: Eukaryota; Metazoa; Arthropoda; Insecta; Thysanoptera; Thripidae
Product: zinc finger protein 239-like
Exons: 2
Biological process (GO): central nervous system development; regulation of transcription by RNA polymerase II
Cellular component (GO): nucleus
Molecular function (GO): DNA-binding transcription factor activity, RNA polymerase II-specific; RNA polymerase II cis-regulatory region sequence-specific DNA binding
Source: RefSeq, a predicted model, not a curated record